GUAAAUAAGGGAACUGUUAUGCAAAUGUGAGGAGAGUCAAGGCCAAGGGUUAAAUAGCAUUUAUUUCUCUUCUUUCUCUAACUUUCAUUUGUUUGGAAGUAGGGGGAGGGGGAGAUAGCCGGAGAUAGCCUUUCCAGACAGAAGGAUUUUGAAAGUUUGUAGCUGGUCAUUGAAGAAGAUUACAGGAAGGCACAAGAAUUUAAAGUCGUGAGGAAAGGCAUACUCUGUGGUCAAGGACAGAUAAGGAGUACAGUGAGGCCAAGGGGAGUCUCAUAGUUUAAGCAAAAUACAAAAUGAUGUGGUAUAAAAUUUUUAAUUUUACUAUAAAUGCCUAAUGAUUACUUAGAAUUUAGUUUUUGUUAAUUUAGUCUUCACAAAGAUAACUUUCUAGGUUACAAUCAUUUUUGUUUUCUUUCCUAGACAAAAUAAUUUUAGAAGAGUAUUUGUCUAGAUGCUACCUACAAGUAAAUACUUGUUAGCUGCCUUGAGGCACUCUGGUGAAUUCUUUCGGUUUGGCAGUCAGUACCUCAGCUGCAGGAACGUUCCUGUUUCCUUUGGCUAAGUGGAAACUUCGAAAGGUUUGUAGUUUUUGAAACGAGAUUGAAUUCCUUCAAGUUUGUAACCUAGGACACUUAAGAACUUGGAUUUGAGUUCCCAGAAUGGUUAUACAUAAAAUAAAAGAUCAAGUGCUCACAAGGUUAAAUUUCCUGAAAGCCUUACUGGAUGUAAGACAAAGGCGGGGUAUAAAACGAAAAUAAAAGUCUGCUGAGUUAGAGAGGUCAUUCUUUCUAUCUUACUCUGCACUCAAGACUGCUCCUGUCUGCCGACAGAAACAGAUUGGAGCCAUGGCUUUGGAACACAACCAGUCAACAGAUUACUAUUAUGAGGAAAAUGAAAUGAAUGACACUCAUGACUAUAGUCAGUAUGAAGUGGUCUGUAUAAAAGAAGAGGUCAGAAAAUUUGCAAAAGUUUUCCUGCCUGCCUUCUUCACAAUAGCUUUCAUCAUUGGACUUGCAGGCAAUUCCAUAAUAGUGGCGAUUUAUGCCCAUUACAAAAAGCGGCGAACCAAAACAGAUGUGUACAUCCUGAAUUUGGCAGUGGCAGAUUUACUCCUUCUAUUCACUCUGCCUUUUUGGGCAGUUAAUGCAGUUCAUGGGUGGGUUUUAGGGAAAAUCAUGUGCAAAGUCACUUCAGCCUUGUACACGGUCAACUUUGUCUCUGGAAUGCAGUUUCUGGCUUGUAUCAGCAUAGACAGAUAUUGGGCAGUAACUAAAGCCCCCAGUCAAUCGGGAGUGCGAAAACAAUGCCGGCUCAUCUGUUUCUGUGUCUGGAUGGCUGCCAUCUUGCUGAGUAUACCUCAGCUGGUCUUUUAUACAGUAAAUCACAAGGCUAGGUGCAUUCCCAUCUUUCCAUACCACCUAGGAACAUCAAUGAAAGCAUCAAUUCAAAUGCUGGAAAUCUGCAUUGGAUUUGUAAUACCCUUUCUUAUUAUGGCAGUGUGCUACUUCAUCACAGCAAAGACACUCAUCAAAAUGCCAAACAUUACAAAAUCUCGGCCCCUCAAAGUUCUGCUCACAGUGGUCAUAGUUUUCCUUGUCACUCAGCUGCCUUAUAACAUUGUCAAGUUCUGCCAAGCCAUAGAUAUCAUCUACUCCCUGAUCACCAACUGCGACAUGAGCAAACGUAUGGAUGUCGCCAUCCAAAUCACAGAGAGCAUUGCACUCUUUCACAGCUGCCUCAACCCGGUCCUGUAUGUUUUUAUGGGAAACUCUUUUAAAAACUACAUCAUGAAAGUUGCCAAGAAAUAUGGGUCCUGGAGAAGACACAGACAAAAUGUGGAGGAGAUUCCUUUCGAUUCUGAAGAUGCUACAGAGCCAACCAGUACUUUCAGCAUUUAAAUAUAAAACUGCUCUGUUUCUUGCUUUGAUACACAUGAAUGAGGCUUCUACCUCAGAUCAAACAUCUGCAUUUUUCUGAAAUUCAAAUCUCAAACACUGUGGUGGAAACUUAUAACAAGGAAGAGGUUAGGGUGGGGAAGGGGAGUAGGGUAGAAGCCAAGAAAAAGAGGAAGCAAAAAAUAAAUGCAUAAAACAGGGAAAUUAAAAUUAACAAUAUAGGAAAAUAGUACUAACAGUCUUACAUAAGAAAAACACUAUAAGUUAGGUCAUCUAAAACAGAUUAUUAAAGAAAUUUAAAUUAAGGGGCAUUUAUAAUUAUUUUAAAUUAUCUAAAUUUUAACAUAAGAACAAUUUCACUGUAUAAUUUUAGUACUUGAAUAACUAUGCAGCAAAAUUCAAUGUCUUUUUAUUUUUCUUGUUUCUUAAUUUGUAAGAGAUUUCAUAAAACUCCAGAAAGAAUAACAAUUGGCAAUAAAAAAAAAACCCCAAAAAAA
Messenger RNA from Kogia breviceps (pygmy sperm whale), 2392 nucleotides. RefSeq names its product atypical chemokine receptor 4 (gene ACKR4). Gene Ontology annotation, cellular component: membrane; external side of plasma membrane. The record is from RefSeq and is a predicted model, not a curated record. Gene Ontology annotation, biological process: cell chemotaxis; G protein-coupled receptor signaling pathway; immune response. Gene Ontology annotation, molecular function: C-C chemokine binding; scavenger receptor activity; C-C chemokine receptor activity. NCBI's taxonomy places the organism in Eukaryota, Metazoa, Chordata, Mammalia, Artiodactyla, Physeteridae.